AUGACGGAGCAAACAAUAUGGGGUCAUUUGCCGGUGCUGAUGAGGGCAAAUUCCAAAGAAUCUAUCGAAGACAUUCUUCAAGCCCUUUGGAGAACUCAAAAGAGUGGUCUUGACACUUCUGAUCGAUGCAUCAUCCAAGACAUGCUUCAACUACACAAUGAAUCUGAUCUCGACCCACUUCUGGUUUGCCUCCGAAUGUUAAUUAGGAGGUGUGUUUAUGAGAAUACUUCAAAGGAGGAUAUUCCAAAGCUGUUUCCGGAUGAAGUUCUGCCUGAAUUGCAAAAACUGUUGACACUUCUGUUGCAGAAGUUUCAGCUCGAGUGGCAAGAAGAUGUGAUGAAAGAUCAAAAUAUUGUGCCUAGAUUAAAGGCGAUGACAUGGAAUAUGACAAAUCUGGAGAAAGGAUCAGCAGACCCUGCAGAGGUUAUUGAUUUGAAGCUUCAAAAUGUUGGUCCAUUUCAGUCGGGAGUUCAAGAUGUAAAGUUCCAGUUGGCUAUAGAUUCUAUAGAUAUGAUGCUGAAAACCAUGCACUGUAUUAGAGACCAGUUUUCUACCAUGGAUGAGGCACUAAAUGGGCAUUAGCACCAGUAAACUGAAGGAGUUUCUUAGAACUUGUUUUUACAAGGAAUGGUAUGUUUGAC
Vigna angularis (adzuki bean) is the source of this 641-nucleotide messenger RNA. RefSeq lists its product as uncharacterized. The transcript has 6 exons. The coding region runs from base 1 to 582 and encodes 193 amino acids. The record is from RefSeq and is a predicted model, not a curated record. NCBI's taxonomy places the organism in Eukaryota, Viridiplantae, Streptophyta, Magnoliopsida, Fabales, Fabaceae.